Messenger RNA from Sapajus apella (tufted capuchin), 10246 nucleotides. RefSeq names its product zinc finger protein 704 (gene ZNF704). The coding region runs from base 1076 to 2164 and encodes 362 amino acids. NCBI's taxonomy places the organism in Eukaryota, Metazoa, Chordata, Mammalia, Primates, Cebidae. The transcript has 7 exons. Gene Ontology annotation, biological process: regulation of transcription by RNA polymerase II. The record is from RefSeq and is a predicted model, not a curated record. Gene Ontology annotation, molecular function: RNA polymerase II cis-regulatory region sequence-specific DNA binding; DNA-binding transcription factor activity. Gene Ontology annotation, cellular component: nucleus.
CUUUAACAACAUGGUCAUUAUUCCCAUGACCUACUCUUUCUAUAGUAAGUAGUUUAAAAAAUUGUUUUAAAGCUUGGGACUUCAAACACCCCUAGUUGUAUUUCUCCUCCAGCUUCUCCCAUCUCAGUAAAUGGCUCUAGUCAGUGCUCCAGCCAACACCUGAGAGCUUUCCUUGCUCCCUUUUGCUCAUGUCCCAAUUCCAAGUGCAUCAGCCAGUCCUGCUGGAUCUCCUGACACUGUCCCCACCCUAGACCAACCCUCGGUUUCCUCACCUGGACUCCUAGCAGUCAUCUCCUAAGUGGCCUCCCUGCUUCUGUCCACCUUUCUGAAAAUCCAUUCUCCAUAUCGCAGCUCAGGUAAUUCUAUUACAAAUAUUCAUCAUAUUACUUCACUAGGCCUGCUUAAUGCCUUCCAGCAACUUCCCGUUUCACAUAGAAUCAAAUCAAAACACUUUCCAUGGUCACCCCAUCUGACCAGCUCUGCACCGCUCUCCCCUUCUCACACUCUAAGGUCAGCCUUUAAACAUUACCACACAUUCCUGCUGCCAUGCCUUUCCACAAGCCGCUGCCUUUGCUUGGGGUGCACUUCCCCGCCCUUCAAGACAGACUCCCCCCAACCUUCACAGUUCACCUCAGAUGUCACCGCCUCAGAGAAACAUCUCCUGACCACCUAAGAUGCAGCCCCCACAGGAAGGAUUGUCACGUUAGCCUGUUGAUGCGCUUCAUUGCACUUUUCUCUAUCAGAAAUGAUUGUGUUCCUUCUAGCUUGUUUGUUUACUGAUAAGUGUGUUGCUUCCCACCAUCCUCCAUGCUCCAUGAAAGCAAGAACCUUGCUGGUCUCUUGUUCCCCUCAUAUCACUCAUGGUUGGGACAGGGUCUAGCCCACAGCACACUCUCAAUAAACAGUUGUUAGUUAGAUGAAGUAUGGAUGAUGGAAUCCUUAUCUUCCUAAUACUGUAUGACUUUGACUGAAACACUUAACUUCAUGGACUUCAGCUUCCUCCUCUAUAAAAUAAAGCUAGCAGAACAUCAGUUGUUCCUGGGAAUAAGUUAAUGGAGUAAAUGCGCGGCAGGGCAUGGCACCUUGUGUGACCCAUAGCAGAUGCAGAGUGAGCAGUCACCAAUGUCCCUUCCUGUUUUAUAGGAAAUCUUCAGAGGAACUAGACAUGGACAAGGUGACAGCAGCAAUGGUACUAACCAGUUUGUCAACCAGUCCUUUGGUUCGAAGUCCUCCCGUGCGGCCGAAUGAGAGCCUCAGCGGAUCCUGGAAGGAGGGCGGCUGCGUGCCUUCCAGCACCAGCAGCAGCGGCUACUGGAGCUGGAGCGCCCCCAGCGACCAGUCCAACCCUUCCACGCCGUCGCCGCCGCUCUCGGCCGACAGCUUCAAGCCCUUCCGCAGCCCCGCGCAGCCAGACGACGGCAUCGACGAGGCGGAGGCCAGCAACCUGCUCUUCGACGAGCCCAUUCCCAGGAAAAGAAAGAAUUCUAUGAAGGUGAUGUUCAAAUGCCUCUGGAAAAACUGUGGGAAGGUGCUGAGCACUGCUGCAGGUAUCCAGAAACACAUCCGGACCAUCCAUCUGGGGCGUGUUGGGGAUUCUGACUACAGUGAUGGAGAAGAGGACUUUUACUACACUGAGAUCAAGCUCAACACAGACUCAGUGGCAGACGGGCUGAGCAGCCUGGCCCCAGUCUCACCUUCCCAGUCCCUGGCUUCGCCUCCUACUUUCCCCAUCCCAGACUCAAGCCGAACAGAAACUCCUUGUGCCAAAACGGAGACUAAGCUGAUGACGCCCUUGAGCCGCUCAGCUCCCACCACCCUCUACCUCGUGCACACUGACCAUGCUUACCAGGCCACACCCCCUGUGACCAUUCCAGGAUCAGCCAAGUUCACCCCCAAUGGCAGCAGCUUCAGCAUUUCCUGGCAAUCUCCUCCGGUCACUUUCACAGGCAUUCCAGUAUCACCCACACAUCAUCAUCCAGUGGGCACAGGAGAGCAGAGACAGCACGCGCACACGGUCCUGUCCUCCCCACCCAGAGGCACGGUCAGCCUAAGGAAGCCCAGGGGAGAGGGCAAAAAGUGUCGGAAGGUGUACGGGAUGGAGAACCGAGACAUGUGGUGUACCGCCUGCCGCUGGAAGAAGGCCUGCCAGAGGUUCCUCGACUGAGAGGCCCCCAGGCAGAAGGGCUCAGCGCCCUGAGCCGAUCCUGGCCUGGCUUGCUGCUGCAGGUGUUGGAAAGAGCUUUUCCUGCUGAAUACAACACAGUCGAAGCCAGGAAAACCUUUUCAGGAACCUUGGAGGAAUAACAGCAAAAACAAAGAAAAAAAAUUUUUAAGUCACCACCUAUGACAGAAGAAAGUUGCUCUUACUAAGAACCCAGUCUGGAGCAGCUAUACCUGGUUUUUUUUCCUUCAAAAGAAAAGUCAACUUUUUUUGCUGUAUGUCUAGACUUAAAACUGUGGACUUCUGUAGCAAUUGAACCAACAAAGCCCAUUUUACCUAGAAAGUAGGCAUAUUUUGAUAAGCUUUCUGAAUUAUGCCAUUUCCAAGAUUUUUUUGACACUUAAAAAACCAGCUACAGGUUAUUCAGUAGCAUUUGUACAAAAAACAACACCUACUUUUAUUGUGAAUAAUCUUUUCCCUGUUUUUCCAUUUGACUUCUUGGAGCAGUAUACAUCAGGAUGUGUUGCAAGAAAGCGCAGCACUCUGGACACCUUUUCUAUGUCUUUUUGUUUUGUUUUGAAGAAUGACCCCAGCUGAACCAUGGUAGAGCUAUUAGCUUAUAGAGCCCCAGAUGGCAUAAAUUUGAGAAGCAAUUAUCCAUGGAAAUCACCAGCAGACUUCAGCCCCACACUGAGUUCAGGAAGUCCAGCUGUCACUGUUGGGAAACAUCUAGGAGUCUUCCUUGAAUCCCUAAGAAGCUCUUCCCCUAGAGGCAGCAGAGCUCGCUCUGUCUGCCUGCCGCAACUCGGUCAAGAACUGGCACCUGUAGCCAUCUGGGUAAGCCUUGAUGCUUCUUUCAGGGAUGUGACACAAAUGGCAGCUUGGAGCGAUUUGUUACUACUUGUCUGUCAAGAUUGUAGGCAGGUUAAUGGGUCAUUUUCCUUCUCUCCAAACUCCACCACUGACUGAUUUCAGAAGAGGUAGAGAACUCCAAGCUGUCCCAGUAGGUUUGCUUUAAACAACAAAGCACAGCCCACAUGGCCCCACCUGUUCAGAAAGUCAUGUUAGGCUGACAAACCACUUCCAUUCUGAGCGCACUUUUAUAGGUUUUAUGCUUUAGCAUGUCUGGGAGAUGAGUUAAUUAACAAUAUAAGCAUUGUGGGUAAAUGGAAGGUCCAAAUCUUAAUUUUUUUUCUUAUAAAAAUAUUGGAGCUAUUCAUUUAAGAAUUCACUCAAAAAGGAACAUACAGAACACCAAAAGGAGAAUGCAUGUUGGUAUAGGAAUUUCUCGAUUUAGUAGGGCAGGGGCUUGCACUAUGUUCCAUUUACUGGGCUUUGUAAUUUGCUUGCUUGCUUGUUUGGGAGGUAGUGGUGUGGGGAGAUGGGAGUCAUUGUCAAGCCGUAUAAAUAAGCUCAUUUUCUAUCUACCCUACUCUUGAUUGCCCAGCGAAAGAGUUAUUUCUCCUAUACCUAUGCAAAGUAGGAAGAGCACCUUAUAGGAGGCGCCGUUUAGGGAGAGGGGACAUGGGAUCAGCCAUAGGAAUGUUAAAUGAAAUUGCACAGGAGAGUUUAAUAUAUGUCUAGAGAUUGUACAUACACUUUUUAAAGAGUAGAUAGAAGUCAUCUAGUAAUGAGAUAUUCUUUUUAUAUAUAAUCAAAGAAAGUAUAAGGAGGUUCCACAGCGUGACAUCCAUGGUCUGUGCAUUCACUUAUUAUGGUAUUUUUAUUUUUUAAACUCUCAUCUAUUUUUUUUUAGAAAUUAUUCCUUGGAAGAGAUCCUGAUUUUUUUUUCUUUAAAAACAUUUACUUUAAGAGAAGAUUAAAAGAGCUUCAUCUAAUUUUGCAUCUUGAUUGCCAAUCAGUACUAGUUACAGCACCAGCAAUACUGUAUUAGACUUACAAGGUCAGCCAGGAAAUGGCAUUUUUAAAAAACACAGAAGUGUGUUUCUUUCUUCUACUCUCAAGUCCUUUCUUCUCCUGGUGUCCUGUCACCUCCCCUGCAGCACCACUGAUGUGAGAUGAUGCUCUGGCCUGGUCCAGGAAACCCUAAGUGAUAGGUAGAUUGCCCAGUGGCCAAAAUGACAGGGUAUAGUCCUGGACCAGAGGUUUUUCUCUUCAGCAAAGCUCCCUGGCCUAUGAUUAUUGGACUGUUACUAAUAGAAAAAGAUUCAAGUCAUGAAGUAUAAAAUCCAUCCCCCAUUCCAGAACUUUGAAACCGAGGAGGGAGAGAUCUUUGCUUUGGAACAGUCCUGGAGCAAAGCCUUGUGGCUUUUACCUCCAAAAGCCACAUAUACCACAUAAGUAGUGCUGAGCUAGCUCCAGCUUAGCUGAGCCCAGCUCAGUCCCUACCUGGUGUUCAGCUAGUACACAGGUGUAAGCAGAACUAUGGAGCUGAAUGUAGCUUCCCUGGGAUCUCUUCUCCUUUCUAAAGCCUUUUUCACACAGACAGCUUCAUAUUUCCUGCCUAAGUUGGGGCUCCUUUCUGCCUGCCAGCCCAGGUCUCUGUGUACUUUCUUUUCUGGCUUCAGGUGCAGGCAGACCCCUCAGUACCUUCCUGGACACAGACACAUAUUCCCUGGACCAAGGCAUAAAAUAACUAGUAGACCACCAAGCCACGCAUGGCUGGCCCUGAAGAAAAGGGAUUAUACUCCUUACAGGUCACCCAGAAAGCUAUAAAUUCUAAUACACACUGCUGAACAUGCAAGUUAGGGUCUGGUUUUUUUUUUUUUUUUUUUUACAUGUAGCAUUAUUUUGUUCUAUUUUGGAACUAAAUGAAGUGCCAAAUUAGCCAGACAUUCGUUUGAUGCCAUCUCUGAGGAACCAAGUUCUCUGUGUUCUUUUGGCUGGGAGGAGGGGAACGGCUGGGCAGAGUGUUCCCACAGCAGGCUGGCGGUGGAACUGGAGCCCCAGCCACUGCAGGGAGCUCAGAGGCCUGUCAGGCAAAAGGCAACACAAUAGAUUCUGGUCCCGAAAUAUUUCUAAGUAAGGCAUGAUGUAGCCUUUUGAUUUUUUUUUUUCCUGCAUUGACACCCCUGCCUUCAGAAAACGUUUCUCAUCUCUCUCCAAAGAAGUCAUUUCGUAGUGACUGAAAGGACAUUCUCCAGAAAGCGACAAAGCAGAGUGGCCAGCAGGCAGUGGUGUUAAGCCUUGGGCCUUCCCAGAAGAUGCGUGCUGCAUAGGUGGAGGCAGUGUGACAACCUGGAGAAAAUACACAGGUAGCCAGGGGGUCAGGGAGGAGGUACAAGGGGCUCAUGGACAUCUGGCUCCCACUCAUCUUCUUGGUGCUGAUCAGCUAGUGGUCACUGUCACUGAGCACCUCCCAGGGAUCUUCCAUUUUCUCCUCUGGGAGCAGCUGCCUGAAGCAAGGGGAGAAUGACCUGAAGGAAAGUACCUCCAGCCAUGAGUGCAGGGCUGCUGUGCCCAGCCCAAGUGGGCAUCUCUAGCAGACACAGACUUCUCUCCACCUCACUAGCUGAAAAGUGUCCUCCCUUGGUUGGCAAAAGCCAGUCAGGAAAGAAGCCGUGGGCUUCUGAGCAAGAAUGUGUGCGCUUAGCUGCAAAGUGCCCGUCAGCAGCUCCAGGCACCAACAAGGUGCCCUUUUCUUAGAAAAUUCCUCACCCGAACAUAACCAUGUUGCAGAUGCAAAUUUUUAAUAGAGAAUGACACAAUUCUUCACCUUUCUUUUAGAAAACUUUUCAAAGAGAUAGUCACAGGUGUAUUUGUUGCAAAAGAUUUUUGAAACUGAAAUGUCCUCCAUUAAAUCUCAAGAUCACUCAAGUUUCUUAAGUCUGCUGCCUCUGGUGUCACACUGAAGCCACACUUUUGAAAGCAGCCCUGAGUUCUGAAUUAGCUGGCACUGCUGAAUCCACGUCCCCACUUCAUCAGACUCCAAAGCGCAAAGGUUCAGAGAAAAGUGGCCAGAGUUGUACACAGAAGAGAGAAUCCCUUGAGAAUAGUAGCAAAAGACUGUAAAUAAUAUUCAUUUCCUCAGGGAAAAAUAAAGGGCAUGCAAAAAAUAGGUCUGGAGACUCCUAAAACUAGGAAGAAUUUUGUUAUCAUCACUAAAGUCUUUUCUAGUCAGAACAAUUCUUUUUUUCAAAUGAACAUCGUAUCAUUUCAAGACAGAUGUAUGUGAACUGAGCAGUACUGACAUUUGUGAGGCGUGGGGGAGUGCCCUGGGAAAAUAAGCUGUUUAGCUUGUAGCUGACCUAUAGCCUAAGGCUAACAUUUGAACUACAGGUGCAAUGCCUGGGGAGUAUUCAUAGACUCUUGUAAGGCUUUUUCUGAAUGUAAUUGUGAAUACAAAGCCUUGCUGAUCCUUUUUAUUAUUACUCAUUGGGUGACUGUUUAUUAGCUAUCAGCAGAAUUCUGUAAGUGAAAGCAAGCCCUGAGCGAUGUACAUUUUGCUUUAAUAGCAUGUUAGCAAACAAACUUCCAUGGACUCUUGUGGGCAAGGUGCUGCUUUUUCUCAUGACCCUGUAGAAUUGCUAUCGACCACUUCUUCUGUAGCAUUGACCUGUGUGAACCUGGGGAAGAAUCUGUGCAUACAAAUGAGUGGAAACAGAGCAGGAUUCAUGAAUAUGAAUGAGAAUGUGGAUCAUUUUGGAGAACACCCUGGGCACAUGGGUCAACUGGAAAUUUCAUUUCUCUAAGUAAGUAGCCCUACCAGCGGCACGGACUGUCCCUGUUCCUCGUACCUGUGGGGAUUCCUCCAUAGUGGAACUGUUUCUUGUGUCUUUUUUGCAUUGUAACUAGCCAAACCUGAAAUCAGUAAAUAAAAUGAGAUUAGCACUUUUAGGAACCAGUUGUAUCACUGAGUAAUGCACACCAAUAGAGCAAGAAGGAUAAAAUGUAUUUAAGACCAACUGGUUUACUUAUUAUGACUGACUUUGAAAAAGCCCAUAUCCAAUGAUAUACAUGCUUUAAACGGUAUAUCUAUCAUAGGACCAGGAGCCAAAAUGGGAAUUUUACUUCUGGUCCUGUUUUGUAAAUAGUUCCUUUUUUGAAGACAAUCUCAUGUUUUAUAACUUUUGUUGUGGGUCUGAGAAUCACAAUGGUAAUAUGUUGUGGCAAAAUGUAAUCUUUAAAUACAAAAACAAUUAUAACUUAAUUUUCCAAAUAAAACAAGAAAUAUACUGGUUAGGCUUCUACAGUUCUAAGAGACAUGACACUUUGGUCAUAAGCGUCAGUACUCAACUUCUUAAGUUAACUGGAAAUAUUUUACAAGAUGCAGUGUUUUGUAAUCACAAAGAACACAGACAUUUUGUGAGAAAUGACCUUGGUUUUAUACAUUGUAGCUUAUUUUUUAAAAUAUAGUAUUUUACCAGACAGGAAGUGUUAAUAUUAUAAGUAAUUCCUGCUCACCAAAGGGCUAUGUCUCUUUUAAGCAAAUGUUUUGAUGCAUAUCUUUUUAAUUAACCCUCUGCAGCAAGGGUAGAAAUACAGAUCAGAUGGAGAAUGGGUAUAAGAGAAUCAAGAUAGCAGCAGCUACUCCUUUUAUCAUUACUACUAUGUUUGCAAAGUAUGGAAAAAGAUGCCUGAAGAGUCAUUUUAUAUAUUUUAAGUCUAAAAAAUGUUAACAGAUAUGCUUAUAGGCCAUGGGAGAAAUAUUCUUAUAAAUUUUUUAGUGUAAAAUGAUAAAUUCUGUGUCACAAAGACAAGUUUACCACUUGACCUACCAGAACCACAAAAUACUUGCACUUAACCAGCAAGUAUCAUUUGGUGGAAAUUUCUAAAAUCAUAGUAGAUAGGCCCAAAGAUUGAAUUCUUAAGUGAUCAGUAGUGUUUAAAAUAAUUUUGUCCUCAGCACUAACUAUAACUGUAAUUUCCUCAUAAGAAAAAGUGCUUCCAAAAUAUAGUGGAGGGACAAAAAAAAAAAAAAAGAAAAAGAAAAAGAAAAUUAAAUAAAUAAAUAAAAACAAAUGCUUGAUUCUUCACUGUGAAGAACUAGCAGGCACACGAGGUUGUGAUCAGAAAGUGACUGCAUUCCCAAGAACCAGGAAACAGAGGGGAGCUGUGGAGAGUUUAUUAAAACUGCACAAAUAAUUCAGAGCUUUGCCAAAACCAUUUCAUAAUGCUGUACAGCUUUUUCAAGCCCACUCACUGGUAAAACAAGAAAGCAUCUUUUCUUUCUAAGAUUUUAGUAAUCCAAAAGCUGGCCUAAUUAGCCAAGGACGCAGAUAACAUCAAAAGCAAAGCUGAGAUAGAACAGCCAUACACCCAUUGGGCAGCUCUUAUGAUGUGGUCAGAAGGUCACUCAGACCUUGGUUUCACAUAGGCUUUAGAAUCUGCACAUGUGAGGACUAGAAACACACAGAGUUCAGAAAAACUGUGUACGGCCCUGGCUCUGGGUCUUUGAGAUGAGGCGUCCUGCAAAUCUCUGUUUUCACUCCUUGGAAUGUCUCCAUUAUUAGCAUUAAAGUCCCCAAGCAGUUUUUAUUGCUGUACAGUUUUGAACCAAAUGAGUCUCAUUUCCUCUUUAAAUAGAAGAUUUCCAAUUCUAUAUAGGAGAGGUUGUAAAUGUCAGUGCCUCAGAAGGACCAGGCAAGUUCUGUAAAUGAUUGAUGUGGAUCAGGCAAAGAGGAACACGAGAAUGGUGGGGACUACAUUGAACUGGAGAACACAUGCCCUCUUUGAAGGGAUGCCCACACUCAGCUCUAGACAAUCAGAACCAUGCAGAAAUCAGACCCAGGGCUGCUAGAUCGUCUGACUUGGAAAUAUGGUAUUACCUGACAUAGAAGUGUUGACAGCUAAUUCAAACUCUUGGCCCACACUGUGCAGACCAAAGAAAAGCUGUACAUGGGCAGAUGCAGCCUGCAGCCCCUAGUUUCAACUAUUGGGGAAAGUGGAUUUCACAUUCCGUGGUUGUCAGGUCAGAUUCAACCAUCAGCCCCACAAACUGGCAUGUUGGCACUAUCUGGGCAACUAAAAUAAAAAAGGGGAAAGAGGUCAUGUCUCCCCAGAAAUCAUUCUCAUGGCAGAUUUGAAUAUAGAUAUGCUGAGUUAUCCAGCGCUCUCACUCUGCCUCCUUUUGGCAUGCCCAGGCUGUGCCCCCGAGAGCAUCGAAUCACUCUUUUCUUAAUUUUUUGUUUUCUACCGUGGCCACUGUGAUGAGGGGCUGGCAAAGAGCAGCCUUGUGCCUUCUGAGAAGGCGGCCAGGAGCCUCUGAAGCUUGACACAAGCACACUUCGUUCCCGUGUAACAUUACCACUGCUUCACCUCUGAAUAGCAAAAGCCUUGCUUCAGAACUGGUAAGCACUUAGGUUAUUUUGGAGUGUCCACUAACCUCAAAAGGAGGUUUUUCCACAUACAAAACCCUAGCAUCUUUGAAGGCAAAAGCAAAAUGAGAAUAAAUGUGUCAUGAAAAAAGUUAGAAGUUUCUUCCUUCAUUUAGAUGGACUAAGUUAGGCUAAACUGUAUCUUACGUUGGAGUCCUGAUGAUAUUGGGAUAAUCACCCUUUCACAACACUGUUUCAUUUGAUCUUUAUAAGAACCCAGUGUAGAAUAGGAAUAGUUAGAAUCACCAUUACCCACCUCCAAGGCCAACCCAGAAUAGUCUUGAACCUGAAUCAGCCUCAGUAUUGUUUGCAAGGAAGAGGGCAAGGGCUCAUUAAAGGCCUGGCUCAGACCUUAGUCUUCCAGACUGACUAGGGACGUAAGAAGACCCAGGGACCCCACCAAGUUCUCAAACCAUCUUUUCAGUCCAGGCUUUUCAGCAUAGACAUGAAGAGCCCACCCGUUACUUAAUUCAUGUUGCCAAGUGCAAACUGAUUUAUCCCCAGAUGAAUCCCUUUACUGUAACGAAUCCCUAAUUCCUAAAUUCCAACCAAUUUGGUAGUUAAUUAUAGGAGCUUAUUAGCUAAAUGUAUGUUCUGAGUAAAAGUUUUGACUCCUUGGGGAAAAUUUCUUUCGCUGCUAGCAUACAACAUUUGCUAUGUAUAUAAACUUAAGUCAAUGCCAGAAAUUUUUAAACCAGCUCAAAUUUAUAAUCUGUAAUGAUCAAAUCAAAACAUACUGUAAACUCAGAGUUGGAAGUGCCUGGUAAUAUGGUUAAGUUGUGUUUAAAUGUGAAUGCAAUUUACAUGA